Molecule: messenger RNA, 4942 nt
Organism: Tympanuchus pallidicinctus (lesser prairie-chicken)
Lineage: Eukaryota; Metazoa; Chordata; Aves; Galliformes; Phasianidae
Product: alpha-2-macroglobulin-like protein 1
Exons: 36
Coding region: 137-4528 (1463 amino acids)
Cellular component (GO): extracellular region
Molecular function (GO): endopeptidase inhibitor activity
Source: RefSeq, a predicted model, not a curated record
UGGCUGCUCAUCCCAAGCCUUGUUGCUCGACUGGGAAAAGUGAAACUCUCAUUUCAGAGCUUGUAGCAGAUCAGGCACAGCUCUACAGCCGCUCAACAGCUACAGAAGACUUCACCCAUCCCUGACAUCCAACAGCAUGAGGUCGCCAGCAGCCCUGACCUGGCUGCUGCUUCUCAUCCUCCACCUCACAACUGGAGCAUCUGAUGCACUGCACUACGUGGUGACGUGCCCAGCUGUGUUUUACCACCCAUACUCAGCAACGCUGUGGGUGCAUCUCAGCAAUGUCCACCAGCCCACCCAGGUGACCAUCCAGCUGCAGAGAGCAGGCGAGGCUGGAAACAUCACCCUGCUAGAGAGGAAGGUUGAGGAACCUCAGCUGCUUUUGAACGUCACCUUCCCUGCUCCAGCCCCCUCCAAGGGGAAUGAGGAAAUUGCUCAUCUGUACGUCUCCAUCCAAGGAGAGUCCCUGAAUACCACCAGGAAGAGUGUGAUGCUGAAAGUCCUGGAGCCUGGCAUCUUCGUACAGACAGACAAGGCUGUCUACAAGCCCGGACAGCAAGUGAAAUUUCGGAUUGUCUCUUUGGAUAAAGACUUCGUUGCCAGUGACAAGAAGCUGCCCCUCGUCUUCCUGAAGGAUCCCAGAGGAAACCGCAUCGCACAGUGGAGAGAUGUGAGCCCACGGCAGGGCAUCGUGGACCUGUCCCUCCCAUUGGCUGCGGAGCCGGCGUUGGGCACAUACACCAUUCACGUGGAGAGGAAGACUCACUCCUUCAGCGUGGAGGAAUACGUGCUGCCCAAAUUCGAGGUCACCAUUGAUCUUCCCCCCAGCGUGUGGGUGAAGGAUGAGAAGUUCCAGCUGCAGAUCUGUGGACGAUACACCUAUGGGAAGCCUGUCCAGGGGAAGGUCCAUGCUACCUUGUGCCAGCCCUGGAAUUUCAGAACCUACCCAUAUCUUCUUGAGCAAAGCAAGGAUAUCUGCACGGAGGUUGGCGGGCAGACCGAGAAGAACGGCUGCUUUUCAACAGAGGUCUUGAUGUCUUCCUUCAACCUGAGCAACUACAGGCUGCGGAAGGAAUUCCAAGUGAAGGCGUCACUGGUGGAGGAGGGGACAGGGGUGGAGAUGAACAACACCAAGACCUGCAACGUUUUGGAGAAAAUCUUCACAGUCACCUUUGAAAACACUGAUGACUUCUACAAGCGUGGGCUGCCCUACACUGGGACGAUGCAUCUGAAGAGGGCAGACAGCUCUGCCGCAGGUGGGCAGCAGCUUGUGCUCCUUGUUAACAAUAAGAGACACAGCUUCCUGACGGAUGAAUCUGGGAGAGCCUCCUUUGAGCUGGACACCUCCGGUUGGACUGAAACAGUCAGACUGGUUGGUGAAGUCAACACGUCGGCUGACAGCCAGAAUGGUGCCUCAUCGCCCACAUUCAACAGAGCUCAUUUGAACCUCCAACCCUUCUUUUCGAAGAGCCAGAGCUUUCUGCACAUCCACCGGCUGAAGGGCAAGCUGUCCUGCAGCCAGCUCGAGCAGCUCCAGGUGGAUUAUAUCCUCAACAAGGAGGCCCUGGGGAGCGAGCUGCAGAGCCUGGAUGUGGUCUUCCUGGUCCUGGCCAAGGGGACCAUCGCCAACAUCCUCAGGAAGGAGCUGCCUUUGAGUGCAGGAUUGAGAGGCUCCUUCUCCCUGGAGCUGCCCAUCAGCCCUGAGCUGGCUCCCACAGCCACGGUGCUGUGCUAUGCAGUGCUCCCCAACGGCGAGAUGCUGGCUGGCAGCACCAAGCUCAACAUGCUCAACUGCCUCCCCAACAAGGUGAAAAUGGCCUUUUCCAAGGAGCGGGCGCUGCCUGGUUCAGCGCUGAAGAUGGAGUUGGAGGCAGCCCCAGGCUCCUUAUGUGCCAUCCGUGCCGUGGAUCGUAGUGUGCUGCUCCUGAAGCCCGAGGCUGAGCUCACCGCGGCGGAGAUCUACAAAGUGCUCCCCAGUUUCAGUUAUCCUGGAAGAAUUCAAGACCCAUCGCCCUGUGGCUGGUACCAUCACCGCUUCCCCUGGGAGCCUGCAGAUGUGCGCCGUUCAAGGAGAUUUAUUUUACCACCUUACUGGGACAGUAUCCAGAUGAACCCCUCCAAGUUAUUUCAGAAUGCAGCACUGAAGCUUCUCACCAAUGCUAAGACAAGGGAUGAUUGCAAAGAGUAUUACACGCCUCAGUACUUUACGCUGGGUGUGCCAGGCAAUGCCGGGCCUGAUGUCAGAAGAGGUAUGCAUAUGCCCAUGGUGGAAAGCAGGAUACCCAUGUUAGCUAGCGUCCCACAUGCUGCCAGCAACGAGGAAGAGCCUCCAGCUCCCCGGGUUCAUUUCCCAGAGACAUGGUUGUGGGAUCUGGUGCCUGUGGGGGAGGAGGGCUCUGCAGAGAUGGUGAUGACGGUGCCUGAUGCCAUCACGGAAUGGAAAGCUGAGAUGUUCUGCACAGCACCUGUGGGCUUGGGGCUGGCCCCUGCCACCACCCUCACAGUCUUCAAGCCCUUCUUUGUGGACCUGGCUCUGCCCUAUGCUGUGAUCCGUGGUGAAGCCUUCUCGCUGGUUGCCACCGUCUUCAAUUACCUGCGGCAGUGCCUACGGGUCGAGGUGACACUGGCGGACUCGGCAGAGCUGGAGGUGUCAGCAGUUGCAGGUGCAGCGUACAGCAGCUGUGUCUGUGCAGAUGAAGCCAAGACGUUCCGGUGGGACGUGAAGGCCACCAACCUGGGGGAGGUGAACAUCACCAUCAGCACCGAGGCCAUAAGCUCUGAGGAGCUCUGUGGCAAUGAGAAGCCUGUGGUGCCAGCCCAGGGACGCGUGGACACUGUGAUAAAGCCAUUACUGGUGCAGCCCGGUGGCAUCCUGGUGGAGAAGGCACACAGCUCCCUGCUCUGCAAGGAAGCCUCUGAAGAAGUGUCCCUAGAGCUUCCUGCCAACAUCUUGGAGGGCUCCCAGCGAGCUCACGUCAGUGUGAUGGGCGACAUCAUGGGCAACGCGCUGCAGAACGUGGACCGCCUCCUGGCCAUGCCCUACGGCUGCGGGGAGCAGAACAUGGUGCGCUUCGCCCCCAACAUCUACAUCCAGCAGUACCUGGAGAAGAGCGGGCAGAUGAACUCCGACAUCCGUGCCAAGGCGCAGGGCUUCCUGCAGAGCGGCUACCAACGAGAGCUGCUCUACAAACACAGCGACGGCUCUUACAGCGCUUUUGGGGAGGGAGAUGAGAGCGGCAACACCUGGUUGACAGCAUUCGUCCUCAAGUCCUUCGGGCAAGCGAGAGCCUUUGUGGCCAUCGAGGAGCGGCACAUCACGGACGCACAGCACUGGUUGCAGAAGCAGCAGCAGGAGUCAGGAUGCUUCCGCAGCGUGGGCAAGCUCUUCAAUAACGCCCUGCAGGGUGGUGUAUCGGAUGAGCUCUCGCUGUCUGCUUAUGUCACGGCUGCGCUGCUGGAACUGGGGAUGUCCCCAACGGACCCAACAGUGAGCUCAGCCCUGAAAUGCUUGGAGACGUCAAGCACUGACAACCUCUACACCGAGGCACUGCUGGCAUAUGUUUGUGGACUGGCAGGGCGUGAGGAGCAGCAGCAAGCCCGGCUGCAGAGCUUGCUGCAGCGUGGCACCAGCACAGAGGGGCUGCUCUUCUGGAAGAGGAAGGAGAAAGCUCUAUCCACCGAGUCCCCCUGGGCUGAGGCUGCGCCAGCAGAGGUGGAGAUGACGGCUUACGUCCUCCUGGCAUUCCUGACCCAGCCCCAGGUGUCCCGUGCUGACCUGGCCAAAGCCUCCCAGAUCGUCCGCUGGCUCAGCAAACAGCAAAACCCCUACGGAGGCUUUGCUUCCACCCAGGACACUGUGGUGGCCCUGCAAGCCUUGGCCAAGUAUGCCACCCUGACAUACAGCGACAACGGGGACUUAGCAGUGACGGUGACAGCCCCGACGGGCUCCAAGCAGGACUUCAUGCUGGAAGCCAGCAACAGACUGGUGCUGCAGCAGGCAGCCCUGCAUGAUCUGCCAGGGCUGUACGGGGUGAAAACCCACGGGCAGGGCUGUGCUCUGGUGCAGGUGACACUGCGCUACAACAUGCCACCGCCUCCCAGCGCAGGGACGUUUGACCUCAGUGUAGAGACAGAACCCAAAACGUGCACAAGUGAUGCCAGCACCCACUUCCGCCUCCUCCUCCGGGCACGAUACACUGGAAACCGUGCUGCCACCAACAUGGUUGUCAUCGAGGCCAAGUUGCCAUCAGGCUACAUCCCAGACAAGAGCUCAGUGGUAGAGCUGAAGAGGCAGAAACUGGUGAAGAAGGUGGAGGUGCAGAGUGACCAGGUGACCAUUUACCUGGAUCAGCUGACAAAGGAGGAGGAGACCUUCAGCUUUGCAGCCACACAGGACUUCCCAGUGAGGAACCUCCAGCCUGCUACCGUGAUGCUGUAUGACUACUAUGAGACAGGUGACCGCACGGAUGCUGCCUACAGCGCUCCUUGCAGCUCAGAGGCUGACAGCCAGGCAAAGGAGAAUUUCUAGAGGAGUUCCACAUCUAGCAGCUGAUCCCAUCUGUGCACCUUGAUUCCCUCAGCCAAGAACCAGGACAGCCCAAGGUCUCUGCUCCCACCGGCCCUACAGGGGGCAGCUCCACCAGCACCACUGCACAACUCGGCAGCCUCUCCCCAUCCCGUGCAGCUCCUGCCCUACCAACAUCCAGUGCAGCCACAGCUGAGGCACACUGGGGACAGGGACAACUCACUGCUCUGCACCCCCUGCCCUGAUUUUAUGGGGACAGCAUUGUGCACAGAGCCCCUGGCCCCCUCCCCUUCCACUAACAGUGCAGGUGCCUGAGGAUAAUGCUACGACAUAUCUGAGUGAUGAUUAAAGGAGAAGAGAGGCCACAGUCCCUCCAGCCACUGCCCUGGGUCUAAAUAAAGAGUAUUUUCUUAAGUA